This is a messenger RNA of Ciona intestinalis (vase tunicate), 1821 nucleotides long. The record is from RefSeq and is a predicted model, not a curated record. NCBI's taxonomy places the organism in Eukaryota, Metazoa, Chordata, Ascidiacea, Phlebobranchia, Cionidae.
CUGAAAUGUAUACCGUGUUUUGUAUAAGUUAAAACUUAACUAUGGAUCCAAGUUCUGGUAUACAAGCAACCGAUCGAGCUACAUUAUUAUCUCCACAAAGGCCGAGGAGCAGUGGUCCUACAGAAAAAGCAAGUACAACGGGCGUAAAGGAAAAACACAAUGUUGGCCCCACAGAAGUUCUUACAGCGCAUGCCGAAAGAUUUCGAAUGCGACUAAUCCGUGAUUUUCGUUUGUUGGAAAACUUGAACGAAAUGGAGCAAGGGUUGGAAGCGCCGAAAUAUCAUCCUGAAGACAUUGAGAAUAGAAAGAAAAGAAACAAAAUUCUGUCAGAAAACCCAUACGCCCUCGUCAAGUUUAGCCCAAUCCCAAAACUCUUGUCAGUGGUAACGAAGCAAGAACGCAGAUUCAAAAGAAUCAAAUGUCGCGAAACGACCUACCCCCCUCUAGACAUGUGGGCGAACUGGGUGGUCGAAAGUAACUUGUUCCAAAACUUUAUGUUAGUGCUUAUAAUAUUCAACGCUGUGCUUCUAAUAGUUGACGCUGAGAUCGGCGAAUCAACAGACCCAAAGUAUAUUAACACAGUCCGAAUCGUAAGGACGUGCGAUUAUUGCUGCCUGUGGAUAUUUAUUGCGGAGAUUAUUUUAAAAUGGAUUGAUGAUUUCAAAUCAUUCUGGAAGAACGGAUGGAAUGAAUUGGAUUUUUACGUCACAGUUGUUUCUAUUCUGCCUGAAUUGAUUCGGCUCGUAAACAGCGACGCUAGUGGAUCGGGAAUGGUCCAAACCUUAAGUUUUCUACGUGUAUUAAGAAUAACAAGGUUGCUGAAAAUGGUAUCUCGUUUCGAGCAAGCCCGGAUCAUAUUGAUGGCAGUUACCAAAGCGUUCAGUGCAAUGUCAUUUAUAUUAUUACUGCUCGCCCUAUUUAUGUGGAUGUUCGCUUUAAUGGGUGAAGUCAUAUUUGUGAGAUACACACAGUACGAUGGUCGAAGCCACGGAACACAACUACUUUAUCAAAAGGCAUUCUCUGAUAUUUUAUGGUCGUUUGCAACUUUGUUCCAACUCAUGACGUUGGACCACUGGUUGGAAACUUUAUUGGACCUCUUAAAAGUGAUGACAACGCAAUACGAAUCUACCAUCACCGUUGUAUAUAUCCUUUCAUGGAUAUGGGUUGGGUCGUUUGUAUUUAAGAAUAUAUUCGCUGGUAUAAUGGUCAAUAACUUUCAAACUAUAAGAAACGAUCUGCACUGGGAGAAGAAGGAAAAAGAAGCGAAAAGCGAGGUUGAUAAGUUUAAGAGGGAAUUCACUGAAGAACUACGAAGGGUUGAAGAAGACAACAUAUCGGAUGAUCUCAUUUUCCCCGCCCAAGCAAAUACAAGCGACACCGACGAGGUGCGGCCGAUCCAUGCGAUUCCUUCAAUAGCCGUUCAUGGCGCCGAUGACGCUAAUGCUGACGACAAACUCUCCGCUCAAGAAAAAGACUUCACGCUCGCUACAUCGCUGGUACAGAAAAGAUCAGCCCUAUCCAUGUGGUCGCAUAUGUCGGUGUCAUCUUUACCGUUUUCUGAACACAUUGAAAUGAUGGAAACUCUGCCUGAAUCGAACGAAGCCGUGAAGCAAGCCCAAUGGGACAAUAUUGUUCAACGCCACGUGGACCUCACCAACCGACCAACCACAGAAGCCGUGUGGUCACGUGACGUCCUAUUCAAGUUUUACCAAGCCAUGGAAAAUAUGCAGGAAAAUCUCCAAGAACGAAGCGAUAUUUUGUCACUUUUAAACCUAGCAUUGUUGCAAAUACACGACCGUUAAAGGAUGACAACACACACGA